Molecule: messenger RNA, 1985 nt
Organism: Schistosoma margrebowiei
Lineage: Eukaryota; Metazoa; Platyhelminthes; Trematoda; Strigeidida; Schistosomatidae
Source: the annotation of a GenBank genome assembly
CUUAAAUCAAUUGUCUUAAUGUGACCGCUUCUGUAAAACCCUAUGAAUUACCAAGGUGACGCACCAAUCGUUUUACGACGGUUUGACCUUUAAGUGCUCAGUGACCUCCACCAGCAGACGAUACCACUAAAGCGUUGAAUUGAUCGUUGCUUUGCUUAUUCCUCUAUCCUUUCAGUACUGUUAUCAUGUUAGUGAAUGGUGAUAGUGAUGUAGUGGGAGAAGCUGCUAAGUUUCACAAGCCAGGCGAAAAUUAUAAUUCUCCCGGUUACAUUGUGACAAAAGAUACUAUGAGGUUAUUGAAAGAACACAUGAAGCAAACCGGUGGUAUAGUAGUUACCAGGUUUCCUCCUGAACCAAACGGUAUUUUACACAUCGGCCACGCAAAAGCAAUCAACUUUAAUUUUGGUUAUGCAAAGAAACAUGGUGGCAUAACCUACUUGCGAUAUGAUGAUACAAACCCUGAAAAGGAAGAAGCAGAGUUUUUUGAAGCUAUUGAGGACAUGGUUCGAUGGCUGGGCUUUACUCCAUACAAGAUUACUUAUGCCUCGGAUAAUUUCCAACAGUUAUACGAAUGGGCAAUUAAGUUAAUCAAAUUAAAGUUAGCUUAUGUUUGUCAUCAGGCCGUAGAAGAAAUACGAGGUUUUAAUCCACCAACUUCGCCCUGGAGAGACAGACCGAUUGAGGAAUCCUUGCGACUGUUUGAGGAUAUGAAAAACGGCAAGAUUGACGAAGGUAUGGCUACUUUACGUAUGAAAGUGACAUUGGGCGAUGGGAAAGUGGAUCCAGUAGCUUAUCGCAUCAAGAUGACUCCCCAUCAUCGUACUGGUACUGAGUGGUGCAUUUACCCUACUUAUGACUAUACUCAUUGUUUGUGUGAUUCCAUCGAGAAUAUCACACAUUCAUUAUGUACUAAGGAAUUUCAGUCACGACGUCCUGCGUAUUAUUGGCUUUGUAAUUCACUAAAUCUUUAUUGUCCAGUUCAGUGGGAAUAUGGUCGCCUCAAUUUGUAUUAUAGUGUGGUGUCUAAGCGCAAAAUUUUAAAGCUGAUAGAAGCCGGUAUUGUUAAUGACUGGGAUGAUCCACGGUUAGUAACUUUGACAGCACUCCGUCGUCGUGGAUUUCCACCUCAAGCUAUUAAUAUGUUUUGUGAACGUAUUGGCGUUACUAUGGCUCAAACAAUCCUUGAUCCUUCUGCUUUAGAUGCUUGUGUACGGGACUAUCUGAAUGAUCAUGCACCACGUGUGAUGGCUGUUUUAGAGCCAAUAAUAGUAACUAUUACGAAUUGGCAUGAACUGUUUGGCGAUAAGUCUUCUGUCGAGCUUACAGUUGCGGAUUUUCCUGCCAUUCCAGACAGUAAGACGCAUAUUGUCCUGUUGCAACAGGAGCUGUACAUAGAAAAUACAGACUUUCAAGAAGUUGCUGAAAAAGGAUAUCGUCGUUUAACACCUAACCAACCAGUUGGUCUUCGUUACACGGGCCUUGUUUUAGAAUUUUCCGAUUUAAAAAAAGAUUCCGAUGGGAAAAUAUCUCAUUUAUUUGUGAAAGCCCAGAAGGUAGAGGAUUCUACUAAGCCAAAAGCUUUUAUACAUUGGGUGUCCAAUCCUUUGCAGUUUGAAGCUCGAUUGUAUGACCGAUUGUUCACCGUCAAGGAGCCAGAAAGCGAAAAGAAUGGGUUUUUGUCUGUGAUUAAUAAAAAUUCAUUAGUCAUAAUUCCGGGUGCUUUGAUUGAACAGUCUGUCAAAAAUGCUGAGGUUUACACUGCCUAUCAAUUUGAACGUAUUGGUUUCUUCUCUGUGGAUCCUGAUACUAACUCACAACGUAUGGUUUUCAAUCGAACUGUUGCUCUAAAAGCCGAUCCUGGUAAAACAAUUUAACACCAAACAUGUAUAGUGCUAUGUGACUUGUAAUACACUUCUUACGUUGGAUACCCUUUUAUCUUUGUUGCAUUUAUCACACUUCACGUGGCGAGACAUUUUGAGUGUUGG